This is a messenger RNA of Xiphophorus hellerii (green swordtail), 1540 nucleotides long. It is a transcript of the gene il22ra2, whose product is annotated as interleukin 22 receptor, alpha 2. Gene Ontology annotation, molecular function: cytokine receptor activity; protein binding. Gene Ontology annotation, biological process: cytokine-mediated signaling pathway. Gene Ontology annotation, cellular component: plasma membrane. The coding region runs from base 479 to 1135 and encodes 218 amino acids. The transcript is spliced from 6 exons. NCBI's taxonomy places the organism in Eukaryota, Metazoa, Chordata, Actinopteri, Cyprinodontiformes, Poeciliidae. The record is from RefSeq and is a predicted model, not a curated record.
UUCUUAAAGAGACAGAGGCCCAAUUUCAAUGUACAAAGUCAAAUUUCAUUUAAGCCACGUUUGAAAAGUACAGCAUCUUAUCUUGACUGAGAUAAAAUGGCACUAUGUGCCUGGAAAAUACAUAAAACAGAUUUACAGAUAAACUAACAAUGAAAUAAAUUCAGUCAGGCUUGGCUAAGAGUGAUUCUAAUGGAUUCCAUAAUCUGAAUUACUCAUCGUUUAUGGUAUUAAAAUCUGAUUUUUGAACUUCUGAAAACAAAAACAGGAAAAAAAAAACAUGACAGGUGAUCCAUGACUAUUAUUUUUCUGAUGAGGAAUUACACAUCAAACAAUUUUUUUAAAAAAAGAGAAAGAGAGAGAGGGGAAUAAGUGCAAAGGCGCAAUAAAGGGGGCAGGGCAACGUGGCAUUUAGAAGGGGGAAGUGGAGCGGCGUUAAAGGGGACGGGGGCAGCGUCUACGUCGUGAGUGUUUGGCUUUCAUGGAGCGCGUCGGCAACAUGAACCGCCUGCUGCUGGGAGCCCUGCUGCUGCGUGUCACAGCUCAAGAGAUGCUGGCUCCACCUGGACAGGUGAGGUUCGAGUCCACAGACUUCAAGCACAUCCUGCACUGGGCCGCGCCCACAAACAGCUCCUGCCUGCAGUACCACGUCCAGUAUAAGAUAUACGGCGAGCUGGACUGGCUGAACGUCAGCAACUGUCAGGGCAUCCAGAGGCACCACUGUGACCUCAGCGCCGCCACCUCCGACGUCAGAGAGUGGUACUACGCCCGGGUGCGAGUGUCGUGUGCGGCCACCGGCAGCAAAUCGGCCUGGGCCAUGUCCCGCAGAUUCAGCCCCCGCUGGGACACCAAAGUCAGCCCCCCCUCAGUGAGGCUGAACUCGUCCAAACAGGGCCUUGUGGUCCAAGUGAAAGCCUCCAGAGUGUUGAUGCGCAAGGUGCACAACGGUGUGGACAACAACAUCUACGUCGUCCACCCCGGCGGAAAGGAGGAGGUUUACGAGGUGGCGAGCGGCUCCAAGCUGACUCUGACGGAACUGAAGCCCAGGACACACUACUGCGUCCAAGCACAGACCGUCAUCCCCCGGCACAUGAGGAGCAGCGAUCGCAGCACCGCCAAGUGCAUCACCACAGACUGAUCACACGCAGACGCCGGUUGACUCGAGUCGUCUCGUCAUUUCAGUCCUCACCCCUACCUCCACGGCUGCAGUCACAGGUGUCUGAACUCGGAAAACUGGUGCGAUUAAUCGAAUCUCUCGAGGAGCGUAUUUUAUUUAAAGUCUGUUGCUAAACUUGAAACUUUCUAAAUUGACAUUUUGGAGCAUUUUCUGCUGAGGAUCACUGUGAAAUUCAUUUCUUCUUGACAUUGUUUUUGUGACUAAGUUUAUAUAUUUUUUGGAAGCUGAAGCAAAACAUGAAGUUUAUUUUAUCUACUGAAAUAUUUAUGCACAAGUUGAACAUAUUUUGAGGAAGCAACCUUUAACAUUUUGUUUUUGUCUCAAACACAUGAGAACAAAUGAACGUUCCUGGAUGUUUUGGACACA